AUGAGCGCUCCUCGUCCCUCUCCAUCUCUGGCCCCACGCGAAGCGGCCCGUGCAAACGAGCAGCGUAUUCAGGCUGCAAUAGCCUUUAUAGAGCAUAAAAAAGCUCAGGGAGUGCAAGUAUCUGUGAAACAGGCCGCAAUUAUGCACGGUGCUCCUCCAUCGACUGUGGCUGCUCGCCUAAAAGGUCGCAAAACGCGCCAAGAUGCCCAUGUACACCGACAAACCCUUGGUCCCGAGGAGGAUAACGUCCUCGUUGAUUGGAUUAUCUUCUGGGGUGGCAAGGGAAUACCACUAAAUCCCAAUCAUGUUCGGGCCAAAGCCGUGGCAAUCUCGGGCCAGGAUGUGGGGAAGCAUUGGAUUGACCGCUUUAAAGAUCGACACUCAGAUAGAUUAAAGUCGACAUGGACACAACCUAUUGAACAUUCCCGUGCUAAAGCCGUUAACCCAGCCGUGGUUCACGACUUUUAUGAAAAAUUGAUGGCGGAAGUGAAUAACUCGGCUAUUCCUCAGAAGAAUAUUUAUAAUGCAGACGAAAAAGGUGUUCAGUUUGGCGAGGACGAGCGGUCCAAGGUCUUGGUGGAGCAAACUCAGCGUAACACACGUAUGAUCCAUGACAAACAUCGCGAGAUGGCAACUGUAAUCGAGUGCAUAUGCGCCGAUGGAACCGCUAUUUCACCUAUGGUCAUAUUCAAAGGGAAGCGGAUGUCAAAGCUUUGGUUCACCCAGAAUUUUGGUGGAAUGAGCCCAGUAAUAGCAACAUCAUCUGAAGGAUGGACAGAUCAAGAGCUGGGCGCGUUGUGGAUGGAGUGA
Serendipita indica DSM 11827 is the source of this 810-nucleotide messenger RNA. The record is from the annotation of a GenBank genome assembly. NCBI's taxonomy places the organism in Eukaryota, Fungi, Basidiomycota, Agaricomycetes, Sebacinales, Serendipitaceae.